Messenger RNA from Gloeophyllum trabeum ATCC 11539, 666 nucleotides. RefSeq lists its product as uncharacterized. The coding region runs from base 1 to 666 and encodes 221 amino acids. The record is from RefSeq and is a predicted model, not a curated record. The transcript is spliced from 6 exons. NCBI's taxonomy places the organism in Eukaryota, Fungi, Basidiomycota, Agaricomycetes, Gloeophyllales, Gloeophyllaceae.
AUGGGGAAGCUGAAACACUUCUCUGUGUCCAGGGCUGAGCUGCUGUUCGGCACUGGAAAUACCCAAGCACUCAGUAAUUGUCCCCUUGAGCAGGACAUGAGUCAAAGUAUAUGCGACACCUGCCGGCAUGCCACAAGCAUCUCCUGGAAGCAGUGCUUGGGAGCCAGUGCCGCUUCCCCAUCACAUCUCCGAGAGACGUCUGCCGUGGUACACAGCACUUCCAGCCUGACCCCAGACAUCGGACGAGGGUGGCAAUCCCCUUACGAAACUCCGGUUGCUCAUUACCUAUGCUUCUCCGGCGCAAGUGCCAGUGUCCACUGGCAUAAGUACACUGGUGGUGCCUACACCUGCUUUCCGGUGGUGAUCAGAGCAAUUCUCUGCAGGGUUGAACGGCUACUGCGAGUCCUCGCGAUGUCUGACGCGGAGCGCUUGCGCCGGCCUCUUGUCCCUCAAAUGAUCGCAAUAGCACACAAAAUAUCCGACGCGAUGAUAACGAGUGGUGGCAGUGUUGCGCACGUGGUGCUCAUCUCGGUUACUCGUUCAGCACGAUGCAUACAAAGCUCGUGGCUUUUACCUCGUUUCUUUACUCUGACCGAUAAUCUCUGGGAGCCUCGCUACGGCCCUCACCAAGUGCUGUCGCCGAGGAAGCGUAGAGCGGAUGAAUGA